Fusarium venenatum is the source of this 1521-nucleotide messenger RNA. NCBI's taxonomy places the organism in Eukaryota, Fungi, Ascomycota, Sordariomycetes, Hypocreales, Nectriaceae. The record is from RefSeq and is a predicted model, not a curated record.
AUGGAAAUCGCCGGCAUCGCCCUCGCGUCAGCUUCUGCUGCACAUGAGCUUUGCCGAUGUGGAAUCCGGAUCUACCGUCGAGUCAAGGACGAACAGAAAUUGUCUCUGGUACUGAAAGAGUUUCAGAUGUUCGACCUCCAGGAUCGGCGAACACAGCUCAGUGUCGACAUCAAGCUUGCGCAAGGAGUGCUGAAAAGCCCAAACAUCGAACAAGAACACAAGGAACGUCUAGAACAGAACUGGGAACGUAUCAAGGCAUUGUUGAUCAAGGUUGAUGAAUUGAUCGAAACAAUGGUACAAAACUCAUCAAUUAUGGCGUCUCGUGCUCGUCACAAGGCUCGAGACGCGUUACUUGACCUUGGCGGCACUAAAGCAAUCUCCUUUGUGGUCCAAGAGUUUCAGUCUGUUGUCCUUGCGCUUCGUGAGCUUGAAAAGGAUGAGUCUGAGUUGUUUCUAUCGCCGAAUGACUUUCAGCCGUUAGAUACCGACAACAGAGUGUAUGGCCUGUCCAGAAAUACCUUUUUUGGCAAGGGUCGAUUAACAGACCCAGUGCCAGGUGUUUCCACCACACCACAUUGGUUUUUGUUUGAGUCAAAGCCGUACGACCACCGAAACACUCAGCAGAAGGAGGCAACCAAGCAGAAUGUUCGAAUAUUGGCCCAGAAACUACACCAAGCGCAACAGGACAAAGGUGUCCUGCGUCUUGUAGGAUUCAGAGAUGAAUUCGACGGCACACAAGGACAUUUCCAGCUUCUUUUCAUCUGCCCGUUCGCAGAGAAGUAUCCAUCUAGUCUUGAGAGCUAUCUCAAGUCUAAUACUAUGCCUUCUCUGAACUUCCGGAUUAACCUCUGCAACCAGCUUGCUACUGCAAUAUUGCAGACCCAAACACUUGGUCUUGUGCAUAAAAAUGUUAGACCUGAGAAUGUCCUUUUGUUUCCUGGUACGACCACCAUGGGAGGGGAGAGGGAAACCAUUCUGACUAUCUUUCUUACUGGAUGGCAGUACGCUCGCCAAGUUGACAGGGGUGUUACUGUCCUCAAAGGAGAAACUACUUUGCAAAAAAAGAUUUAUCAGCACCCCGAGAGACAAUUUCUCCAGGCAGAGAAAGAAUACAACAUGGGACAUGAUGCAUACAGCCUUGGUGUAUGCAUGAUUGAGAUCCUCACCUGGAAUAGUUUGAUAAUUACAACCGAGCCUCCUACUAUGUCCCAGGAUUUCAUCAAAGCCUUCGAAAAGCUCGACCUCGAACAACACGACGAGGAACCUUACACCAAGUACCCAUAUCAGAUCAAGGAAACCCUGUGUUACAUGUGCGACGAGCUACUGCCCGUCAUCAUGGGUUAUAAAAUGGCGCGACUUGUUAAAGACUUUCUUACCUGUCUUGAUGAUGAGGAAGAGGAUGACAUGAACCCAGCUCAACAAUAUGCCCCAUCCCAGGACACGGACAGAAGGCAGGUUGCAGUCCAUUUCGUCGACACAGCCUUGAAGGCUUUGAGGGAUUUGGAGAGCGCGAUCGCGUAA